Fusarium fujikuroi IMI 58289 is the source of this 1710-nucleotide messenger RNA. Its product is annotated as related to FLR1-Putative H+ antiporter regulated by yAP-1 and involved in multidrug resistance. NCBI's taxonomy places the organism in Eukaryota, Fungi, Ascomycota, Sordariomycetes, Hypocreales, Nectriaceae. Gene Ontology annotation, biological process: xenobiotic detoxification by transmembrane export across the plasma membrane. The record is from RefSeq and is a predicted model, not a curated record. The transcript is spliced from 3 exons. Gene Ontology annotation, molecular function: fluconazole transmembrane transporter activity. The coding region runs from base 1 to 1710 and encodes 569 amino acids.
AUGAGCACCGGCGAUUCUCUCCGAGACACUAUCCGAGAUGCUCCUCUGGGACAGAUUCUAAGAUUCGUUACCAAUAAUCGCCGAUUUAAAUAUCAAGAAGAGCAUCCAGAGUUUGAACUACCUGCUGCCUGGAAUGACAUACUCAAUAGUGCCGAUGUCAGAACAGCAUGCCACACUGGGACAGACACCCCCUCGACUAUCGUUGAUCCGAUACCUGAUCAGAAUACCAUCGACGGCCAAGAUCUCGAGAGCAAAUGCCUAGACACUGACGGGCCUGCUGAUGCCACACCCAAUGUUACUGCGAACGGAAUCAUUCUAGUUGCCUGGUACUCUAACCAAGACCCCGAAAACCCGCAGAACUGGUCGAGCCUACGUCGUGCCCUUGUUGGCUUGAUCAUAUGCUUCUACACGUUCGUUGUAUAUCUCAGUUCGGCGAUAUACUCACCCUCUGUCGAGGGUGUUAUGGAGAAGUUUGGAGUCAGCAACCUUGAGGCAACACUCGGCCUGGCUAUGUACGUUCUAGGAUACGGUAUAGGUCCAUUGCUGUUCUCUCCCCUCGGAGAAAUCCCUCGUAUCGGUCGCAAUCCCGUCUACAUUAUCACCUUCGGUAUCUUCGUUGUCAUUUCGAUUCCAACCGCCUUGGUCGAUUCGUUUGCAGGACUCGUCGUCCUACGAUUUCUGCAGGGGUUCUUCGGAUCUCCAUGCUUAGCCUCAGGCGGUGCGUCGUUGGGUGAUAUGUACGGGAUGAUACAUAUGCCCCUCGCCAUGAUUGCUUGGGUUGGUGCUAUGUCUUGCGGUCCAUCCCUUGGCCCUUUGAUUAGUGCAUAUGCCGUUACAGCAAAGGGGUGGCGUUGGUCCCUGUACGAGUCAAUUUGGGUCUCAGCGCCAGUACUUAUUGCUCUGUUCAUCUUCAUGCCAGAAACCAGCGCGCCUAAUAUUCUCCUUCGCCGGGCUGAGAGAUUGCGCCGAUUGACCGGUAGUCUGAGGCUUCAAUCCCAAAGUGAGAUCGAUCAGGCACAUCUUACGGUCUCAGGUAUAGCUGUAGAGGCCUUGAUCAAGCCCCUAGAGAUCACCGUGAAAGAUCCAGCAGUUUUGUUUGUACAGAUAUACUCGGCUAUCCUCUACGCCAUAUACUACUCAUACUUUGAGGUCUUCCCCUUAGUCUUUCCCGUUUAUUAUGGCAUGACUCUUGGAGAGGUUGGUCUUGUCUUCAUCUGUAUCGCCGUUGGAUGCAUCUUGGCUAUCAUUCUUUAUGGCCUAUAUCUAUAUUACGUGCUCAUACCACGAAUGAACAAGUCUGGCAUCGCUCAACAGGAGGAAGUUCUCACGCCUGGACUUGCUGCCUGCUUCGGCCCGACUAUUGGCCUGUUCAUAUUUGCAUGGACGGCUAGGGCUUCUAUACACUGGAUCGUGCCAGUCAUCGGAGUGACGAUCUAUGCUGGCUCAAUCUUCACUGUGCUGCAAGUAGUAUUCCUCUAUGUCUCCAUGACCUAUCCACAAUAUUCUGCUUCUUUAUUUGCAGCGAACGACUUCUUUAGAAGUGCCUUAGCCAGCGGCAGUAUUCUUUUUGCUCAUCCGCUUUACAAGAAUCUUGGUUUUGCAAGAGGCACAAGCCUUCUGGGAGGUCUGAGCGUCAUUGGCAUCUUUGGCAUGUGGAUCUUGUUCUUCUAUGGUGCGAAGCUAAGAGCCCUCAGCAAGUUCGCUGCCUGA